CCAAACAUCCCAACUCUCUCCACUAGAACCAAAUCCAGUAACUGUUAAGAAGCCACUGCUCACCAGAGGUUUGGUUCUGAGUAGACGAGAAAAUGGCAAGCUUUCAAAUAUAUGCAAGUUUGUUUCUGCCAAGCAAAGACUGCUUGGCUUGCCACCCGUCAUAGUCAGGCCUCAAUUACAUUAUCUAAUUUUAGGUGUUGUCACUUUUAAACCUGUUUGUAAAGAUGUAUAUGUCUACUUGCAAUGUCAAGGAAGCCAAGGCAACACUGCACUGAACUUAGUGACUUUGCAUAACUGCGACACAGGAGGAGCUGAAGGGAUCAUACAGGCGACUGUGCAUGCUCUACCACCCAGACAAGCACAGAGACCCAGAAUUAAAGAGGCAGGCAGAACAGCUCUUUAACCUAGUGCAUCAAGCUUAUGAAGUCCUAAGUGACCCACAGUUACGAGCCAUCUAUGACAUCUAUGGCAAGAGAGGGCUGGAUGUUGAAGGAUGGGAGGUGGUGGAGAGAAAAAGAACUCCAGUAGAGAUCCGAGAGGAGUUUGAGCGUCUGCAGAGAGAGAGGGAGGAGAGACGGCUACAGCAGAGGACCAAUCCCAAGGGGAUGAUCAGUGUGGGUGUAGAUGCCACAGACCUCUUUGAUCGCUAUGAGGAGGAUUACAAGGAUUUGCCCGGAGGGGGCUUCCCACAUGUUGAGAUCAACAAGAUGCACAUAUCACAAUCCAUAGAGGCCCCCCUCACCACCACAGACACAGCUGUUCUCUCUGGCUCCCUGUCAACCCACAACGGAAACGGAGGAGGAAACAUUAACCUGGCACUACGGAGAGUCACCUCUGCUAAGGGAUGGGGGGAGGUAGAGUUUGGGGCAGGAGACUCACACGGGCCCCUCUUAGGAAUGAAGAUAUUCCGCAACCUCACUGCUCGCUGCUUUGUGACUGCUCAGUGUGGACUCCAGUUCUCAUCCCGGGGCGUGCGGCCUGGUUGCACCACGGUGCUGGCUCGGCACCUGGACAAGAACACCAUGGGUUACCUGCAAUGGCGCUGGGGCACCCAGUCCUCCAUGAACACCAGCAUCGUCAGGGACACCAAGACCAGCCACUUCACAUUCGCCAUGCAGCUUGGGAUCCCUCACUCCUUCAUGAUGAUGAGCUACCAGUACAAGUUCCAGGACGAUGAACAGACCAAGGUCAAGGGCUCAAUCAAAUCUGGCUUUUUUGGGACAGUAGUGGAGUACGGUGCAGAGAGGAAGAUCAGUCGGCACAGUGUCCUGGGGGCGACCGUCAGUGUAGGAGUACCUCAGGGAGUCUCCCUCAAGAUAAAGCUGAACCGUGCCAGCCAGACAUAUUUCUUCCCCAUCCAUCUGACUGACCAGCUCCUACCCAGUGCAGUGUUCUACGCUACGGUUGGACCACUCAUCUUCUACCUCGCUAUCCAGAGACUCAUCAUAAGGCCCUACGUGCGUGCCCAGCAGGAACAGGACCUGGAGAAGCACCGGGAGAGUUCAGCCUCGGACAUUGCUAGGAAAAAGCAGGAGGCAGAAUCUGCUGUUUUGCUAAUGCAGGAGUCUGUGCGCAGGAUCAUUGAAACUGAGGAAUCUAGAAUGGGUCUCAUCAUCCUCAACGCUUGGUAUGGCAAGUUUGUGACCGACAACAGUCGGAGGCAUGAGCGGGCAAAGGUCAUUGAUGUGUCUGUUCCACUGCAAUGCCUGGUGAAGGACUCUAAGCUCAUCCUCACCGAGGCUACAAAGACUGGAUUACCUGGGUUCUAUGACCCCUGUGUGGGAGAGGAGAAGAGCCUGAAAGUCCUGUAUCAGUUCCGGGGAGUGAUGCAUCAAGUUCUCUCCCCUGAUGGGGAAGCACUCAGGAUACCAAAACAAUCUCACAGGAUUGAUGCUGACACAUAGGAGCCUCUUUCCUGGACCAAAUGGGGCAUGACACAAUGUUAAACUUUGACAAUGGAUGGACAGACUCGUAUUGUAGAGACACGGAGUUACUCAUUGUGCCCUAAAAAGUCAUGCAUAUCCAUGUUCAUGUUGUCCAUCUAAUUAUGCCGAUGAGACAUGUCAGAAAUGUACUCAGCAGGGGUUGCCCUUUUGAAUGAAAUUCAGUCAAGUCUAAAUUCACUCUAAAAAUGGGAUGGUCAUAAUCUCGCUUUCCUCAGCCUAUUCCUCAGUCUAUGCAUCUUUAAAGUACUCCCCUUUCAGGUAUGGCUUGUAAUGUCUGACUCAGGCACUGUAGUAUCAGUGCAGUGACUAUGUGACCCUCUUGAAGGUAUGAAUGCAUCUCUGUAUAUGCCAUAUUAUUAAAGUCAAUAUUUUUCAAGCUGCAAUAACUCAUUUGGGAAAUUGCGCUCGAAACAAUAUUUUGUCACAAUUUA
Molecule: messenger RNA, 2377 nt
Organism: Salmo salar (Atlantic salmon)
Lineage: Eukaryota; Metazoa; Chordata; Actinopteri; Salmoniformes; Salmonidae
Gene: dcj11
Product: DnaJ homolog subfamily C member 11
Biological process (GO): cristae formation
Source: RefSeq, a predicted model, not a curated record